GGCGAGCCGGCGGGGGUGGGGACCCGCCUCUCGGUCCCUGGAACGGGGAGGGGACCACGGCUACCGACCUUGGCAAGCCCCGGCGGCCAAACCCCGCCGGUACAUCGAUCGACCUCAGGUCGCUUCCUUCCUUGGCACAACCCAGCAUGCAGCCUUGAGCCUGGCAUAGGCUGCCACCCACUUCAGCUCUGUACAACCUCUGCUGUGGCUCAGGGGAAGCUGUAGGUGCCCAGGCAUUGGAAUAGCACCUCUUCAUCAAGAAACCACCGCAGAUCCAGAGAGCCCGGGGAAUCCCACCACCAGCUCUCUGGAAAACCAGCAUGGCUAUUACCCUACAACCCAGUGACUUGGUCUUUGAGUUUGCAAGCAACGGGAUGGAUGAUAUUCACCAGCUGGAAGACCCCUCCGUAUUCCCAGCUGUGAUCGUGGAGCAGGUCCCUUACCCUGAGUUACUGCAUCUGUACUCCGGACUGGAGCUGGAUGAAGUCCACAAUAGCAUCAUAAGAGACGGGACCUUAUGCAUGGCACAGGAUCAGAUCCUGGAGGGCAGUUUUUUGCUGGCAGAUGACAAUGAAGCCAACUCACAUACUGUGUCAACCACAGAAGUCUUACUCAAUGUGGAAUCUCCCAACGAAGUCCUGGAUGAGAAGCAGAUCUUCAGCCCUUACGAAAUGCUUCCAGACUCCGACUCUGCACAGGCCACCGCUCUGCCCAACUUCCUGUUGCCUGCCCCUGAACCUGAUGCCGUGGGUAGGGCAGGUGACACUGGUGACCAGGAGGAGCAUUCUCUGGAAGACAGGGUCCUCAGAGAGGAAAGUGUUAAGAAGAUUGGAAAGCCAAAGAAAAGAAUCCGGAAGACAAAGGGCCACCGAAGUACCUCACCUGUCACUGACCCCAGCAUCCCUAUACGGAAAAAAUCCAAGGAUGGCAAAGGUAGCACUAUUUAUCUGUGGGAGUUCCUCUUGGCACUUUUGCAAGACAGAAACACCUGUCCCAAGUACAUCAAGUGGACCCAGCGAGAGAAAGGCAUCUUCAAGCUGGUGGACUCCAAGGCUGUAUCCAAGCUAUGGGGGAAGCAGAAAAACAAGCCAGACAUGAAUUAUGAGACCAUGGGACGGGCUCUAAGAUAUUACUACCAAAGAGGCAUCCUGGCCAAAGUGGAAGGGCAGAGGCUGGUGUACCAGUUUAAGGAGAUGCCCAAGGACCUGGUGGUGAUUGAAGAUGAGGAGGAGAAAACUGAAUCGCCAGCAGCGCAGCCACAGGCCUCCACUUCCUCCGCAACCCCCGCCAGCAUCACCCGCAGAGCCAGCUCCAAGGUCGUCUCCAGAGCUGCCCCCCAGGACAAGGGUGGCCCUUCCUGGGAGAAGCCAAAGGUUCAGCAUACUGGUCUCCAGCCAUCUGCAAGCCUGGAAUUGGCACUGCCUCUGGAUGAGGAGGUCCCCACUACCUCCUCCAUGCUCAUCUCUCCACCGCAAAGCCAAGCCAAGCUCACCAAAGCCAUGAGUACGUCUUCAGUACCCAGCAACAUCCACCUAGGCGUGGCCCCCGUGGGACCGAGCUCUGCUGUGACCCUGCAGACCAUCCCCUUGACGACGGUGCUGACCAACGGGCCUCCUGCCAGUACUGCUGCCCCCACUCAGCUCUUUCUCCAGAGUGUUCCAUCCGUGUCAACAUUCAAGGACACCUUCACUUUGCAGGCCGCUUUCCCUCUGAACACCAGUUUCCAAGAGAACCAGGUGGCAGCCCCAGGGGCCCCGCUGAUCCUCAGUGGCCUCCCCCAACUUCUGGCUGGGGCCAAUCGUUCAAACAACCCAGCCCCAUCCCAGGUCAUGGGUGCUGGACCAGCAGGGCCCAGUCCUCAACCUCCAGGGACUGUCAUCGCUGCCUUUAUCAGGACUUCUGGUGCCACAGCAGCACCUGGGGUGAAGGAGGGGCCGCUGAGGUCCUCCUCAUACGUGCAGGGCAUGGUGACUGGGGCCCCUGUGGAGGGGCUGCUGGUCCCAGAAGAGACCCUGAGGGAGCUCCUGAGAGAUCAGGCUCAUCUUCAGCCACUUCCAAGCCAGGUGCUUUCAAGGGGCUCCCACAGCCAGAGUGUUACAGGGAACCAGACUUUCUCUCCCCCCAGCUGCCCCACUGUUGGGCUGACACCAGUGGCUGAACUUGAGCUGUCCUCAGGCUCAGGGUCCCUGUUUGUGGCUGAGCCUAGUGUGACCACAUCUGGGGGUCUGGUGACCAGAUCUCCAACCCCAGCCUCCUUCUCCCCAUUCAAUCCCACUUCCCUCAUUAAGAUGGAGCCCCAUGACAUAUAAACAAAGAGGUCAGAAAUAUGGCCCACUAGGUGAAGCUGAACAGCAUUUUCAUGUGGACCCAUGUAGUGUACCUGUCUUGUAUUUAGUGGAAUAUGAUAUACCUGAUCCCUAGUGUGCCGGCCCUGCCUGGCAUCACCGUGGGCAAGCUGUGCCCACCUUGAGCACCCUUAGAAUCAGACCCAUGGCUUGCAGGAGCUCUAGGGGAUAUGUUCUUGGAAGGUAAUAGGCUGACAUGGUGAUGAAAGGAAACCCCUGAGCCAGGAACAGCUAGGGGCUUUGUGAGAAGCGCCGGGCCUGGCUGUGUACCUCACCACCUAUAUUCCCUACAUGGGGAACUCACCAUCCCAUAUGUGAACAUUUCUGUAUAUAUUUGUGUGUCCUUGUGGGUCUGUACCUUUGUUUCUUUGGGAAGGACGGGGGUGUAGCUGUGAGGUCUUCUCUUCAAAUGUGUUGUGUUGUGUUGUGUUAUGUUGUGUGGUGUAGUGUGGUGUUGUGUUGUGUUGUGUGUGUAUCUCUGGGUCAGCCACAGAGAUAGGAUUAAUUUUUAAGGAAAAGCACUCUUUAAUUCUCUUUGUACAAGCCACAAUGUCAUUACUCUAAGACUAUGGGGUACAGAUUGGAUGCCUCAAAUCUGGAGAGAUGUCUCAGCUGGAAAUUGUCCAGGUUGGAGAGCUUUCGUGGGUGCACGUGUUAGGGAGAUGUGCUGCUAAGGGGGCAGACAGCCAAAGACGUUAAAGUACGAGAGAAGGGAAGAGCAAAGAACGCAGCCUGGGAGCAGCCUCCUCCAAGACAGCUCUCUAAAGACAGUCCUAGUCCUGAGUCCCUCGCCAGAAUGUUUGUGGUCAGGGCUCUGGGCUGUUUGUGUAAGAUCAGCCCUGUGCUGGACAACAGCCUUUUUUGGCACACGGCCUUAACAUCCUAUCCAGGUUUUUUUUUUUUUUUUCCUUAUUACUUCUGCCCUGGAAUGUUCCAGCUGUGAGCAGUUGCUGGGGAUAAUAGGGCAGCAACCCAUCUUGAGUCGGCCUCCAUGCAUGCAUGUAUUUAUGCAUGUGCAUGGUAAGGCAUGCGUGCCGCAAAGUCCCUGUUGUUUUUCGCUACCUUCUCGCUCCCACAGUGGCUACUGCAGACCUCAAGUGAACCCCUGCUCCUCACCUCCACCUGUCAUACCUAAACUAAUUUUUUUUUCACGAUGACAGGAGCCAGAACACACACAAGUUCCCAUGGCGCUGCUCAUGUUGGCACAUGGCUCCUUACAUCCCUCUAAAGUGAAGCCCUCAGCGAAGGGCUUUGAUUCCCCCUCUCCCUGCUUCAAAUCUGCUUGCCUCUCGUGCCAAGUUUAAGGACAAAGCUUAGAGAUGACUGGCUCAGAAGCAACUAUAGUCCCUGGUGAAUUUGAUUAAUGUGAAUCAGUGCUUCAGGACCUUUGUUUUGCUAUGUCCUCAGUGCCAAAGCACCCACUUGACCUAACUACCUCCUACGCUGUUCUUUUCUCUCCUCUUCCGGUCAUCACUCUCUCCCAUUGUUCUCCUCUCUUCUUCCCUGGGGAGGGGACCAUCUGUGACUGUGCAGGUGCACUUACUACAUGUUUCCAGCAAGUGGCAUUGAAAUGCCUCUUCUAUAUCAGCUUAUUUUGACAGCCUCCUGAUGGUUGGAAACAUCUUGAGAAAGGGUCACUAUUUCUUUUUAAAUGUGCACAAAGGCAGUGUGGGUGAGGGGUGGCUCUGCCCCAGCCUGAAAUCUAAUUUCUCCCCCUGCCAACUCUUACUUAGGAAAUUAAUUAUCUGAAAGCUAUCAACGUGGUGAAAUCAGGCCUCUUUAUGGCUCUCAGCUCUGUGGGUCCACACUCGCUGGGUUCUUCUACAUGCCCCCCCCAUCAUCCUUUCUCUGUGUCUGUGUAGGUUGCUCAUUGUCCCUUUAAAUGGGAGUGUUCCCCAAGGGCCUCGCUGUUCUCAUAAGCUAGCUCUUCGGAAUAAAUAUUAAAUUGGGGCCUGCUUCACAGACCUAGCAACCUGCAGGACAUUUCUACAUAAACAUCUGUCAACCCCUUUAUCAAAAGUGGAUUUUUAUCUGGGUGUGGUUGGCACAUGCCUUUAAGCCCAGCACUCAGGAGGCAGAGGUAGAAGGAUUGCUGUGAGAUCAAGGCCAGCCUGAGACUACAUAGCAAAUUCCAGAUCAGCCUGGGUUAGAGUGAGACCCUACCUCAAAAAACUACAAAAAUUAAAGAAAAAAAAUCCACCACACCUGGUCCAAAAGUGGAUUUUUAAUUCUCUCCAGUCACAAUAAAAAAGGCAAAAGAAGCCAGGUAUGGUUGCACACAGCUUUAAUCUCAGCACUUGAGAGGCAGAGGUAGAAGGAUCACUGUGAUGUUGAGGCUAGCCUGAGACUACAGAGUGAGUUCCAGGUCAGCCUGAGCUAGAGUGAAACCCUCCCUACCUCAAAACAAAACAAAACAACAAAAAGGCAGAUUCAUUGCAACUUGCCUAUUUAUGUUAACGGUGCCACCAUUUAUCCGAUGUUCUAAGCUUGAAAUCUCAGAUCUAUCUAGUGGCUGCCUACACUUGAUUCUGUCCUUCUCCCUCGUACAACAUUCAACAGGGGUGCAAUGUCUCUGAAAUCCAGCUUGUCUUUUCCCAUCCCCGGUCUAGCUAGUGCUACCCAGCUUCCCCUUUCCUACACAUAUCAAUACCUUCUGUGUCUUAGUGUGAGACCUCUUAUAACUUCUCUUCUGCCAGGGCACAGAUUCUGUUCUUCCUCUGUGACUUCCUAACUUGCAGAUAGGGGUGGUACCUUGCUAGAUGCUUAGCAUUAACUCUAGUUCCUGAAUCAUGAGACAACCCAGGAGUACUGCAAGAAGGGAAGUGCUUGGAGAGCUCAAGGCAGUAAUUCCAGAAAGAUUUAAAAUUUGGUGCCAGUUCCACCUUGAGACAAAUUUCCAAGUCUUGGCUCAUCACCAUUGAGUCCUGUCUGACAUUCCUAGCCUAUCACACUGUUCCUCAUCCCACCUCAAGGUACUAUUACAAAAUGAUGUAUUUACUGAUCUUUAAGCAUGCCUCUGUUGAAAAGUCCCCAGUUUUUCUAGGUUCUGCUCAACCCAAAUGUUCUUGCUAUCUCCCUACUACCAACUAAAAAGUAUAUCUAUCCUUCAAGACUCACUUUAUGGAAGGAGCUAAUCCUUACUUUGAAAUAUUUAUUUUAGACUUGUAAUUGCCACUCUUUGGGCAACUGACCAUGAAGAGACUGUGACAUCUCUAUUAUAAUCACAGACUGUUACUUACACCUUCAAUGAUCUGUACCUAUUUAGUCACCGUAAUCAAUGUGUUGCCUCCUUACUGGUAGGGGGGCAUUGUAUUACCCACGGAUGGAAAGCAUACUAUAAAGAAAAUGAACAUCAA
Messenger RNA from Jaculus jaculus (lesser Egyptian jerboa), 5701 nucleotides. RefSeq names its product E74 like ETS transcription factor 4 (gene Elf4). The transcript has 9 exons. Gene Ontology annotation, biological process: regulation of transcription by RNA polymerase II; cell differentiation. Gene Ontology annotation, cellular component: nucleus. Gene Ontology annotation, molecular function: sequence-specific DNA binding; DNA-binding transcription factor activity, RNA polymerase II-specific. The record is from RefSeq and is a predicted model, not a curated record. Lineage: Eukaryota; Metazoa; Chordata; Mammalia; Rodentia; Dipodidae. Bases 321 to 2309 code for a protein of 662 amino acids.